AUGGAGCAGUACUUCUCAGCCACGCAGAAGAUGGAGCAGGAGGUGAUGUUCCCCAGCCUGCUCCGAGGGGUCUUCCCGCAGCAGCAGGACGGGGCGGCUCCGGACGCCAACGGCCACACGGACCUCUACGAGCGCUACCAGAUCCUCAAGUCCAUCAAGCCCGUGGUGGCGAAGGGGGCGGCCUCUGUGAGCGACCAGAACCCGACCAGCACUGAUGCAGAUACAUCCCUCGAUGAGGGUGUAGAUAAUAACCUGGAGGAGCGGCUCUCCCAUCACGUUAAUGGGUUGCAGCAGGUUCUGACAGACCUGACCAAAAACACCAAAGCCCUCACGAGGAGGUACAGCCAGAUCCUGGAGGAGAUCAACCUCGGUGAUGAUCAGUCCAGCUCUUGA
Molecule: messenger RNA, 393 nt
Organism: Nestor notabilis (Kea)
Lineage: Eukaryota; Metazoa; Chordata; Aves; Psittaciformes; Psittacidae
Product: mid1-interacting protein 1-B-like
Exons: 1
Coding region: 1-393 (130 amino acids)
Biological process (GO): regulation of lipid biosynthetic process
Cellular component (GO): cytosol
Source: RefSeq, a predicted model, not a curated record